AUGGGGCUGCUGGUGAAUUUGCUGGACACAUCGACCAUCCACGGAGACUGGGGCUGGCUCACGUAUCCGGCACAUGGGUGGGACUCCAUCAAUGAGGUGGACGAGUCCUUCCAGCCCAUCCACACGUACCAGGUUUGCAACGUCAUGAGCCCCAACCAGAACAACUGGCUGCGCACGAACUGGGUGCCCCGGGACGGCGCGCGGCGCGUCUACGCAGAGAUCAAGUUCACCCUGCGCGACUGCAACAGCAUGCCGGGCGUGCUGGGCACCUGCAAGGAGACCUUCAACCUCUACUACCUGGAGUCGGACCGCGACCUGGGCGCCAGCACGCAAGAAAGCCAGUUCCUCAAAAUCGACACCAUAGCGGCCGACGAGAGCUUCACAGGCGCAGACCUGGGCGUGCGGCGUCUCAAGCUCAACACCGAGGUGCGCGGCGUGGGGCCCCUCAGCAAGCGCGGCUUCUACCUGGCCUUCCAGGACAUCGGCGCUUGCCUCGCCAUCCUCUCUCUGCGCAUCUACUACAAGAAGUGCCCCGCCAUGGUGCGGAAUCUGGCUGCCUUCUCGGAGGCGGUGACGGGGGCCGACUCGUCCUCGCUGGUGGAGGUGCGGGGCCAGUGCGUGCGGCACUCGGAGGAGCGGGACACGCCCAAGAUGUACUGCAGCGCCGAGGGCGAGUGGCUGGUGCCCAUCGGCAAGUGCGUGUGCAGCGCCGGCUACGAGGAGCGGCGCGAUGCCUGUGUGGCCUGCGAGCUGGGCUUCUACAAGUCAGCCCCUGGGGACCAGCUGUGUGCCCGCUGCCCUCUCCACAGUCACUCUGCAGCCCCAGCCGCCCAGGCCUGCCGCUGUGAUCUCAGCUACUACCGUGCAGCCCUGGACCCCCCAUCCUCAGCCUGCACCCGGCCUCCCUCAGCACCAGUAAACCUGAUCUCUAGCGUGAAUGGGACAUCAGUGACUCUGGAGUGGGCUCCUCCUCUGGACCCAGGUGGCCGCAGUGACAUCACCUACAAUGCCGUGUGCCGCCGCUGCCCCUGGGCCCUGAGCCACUGUGAGGCGUGUGGGAGUGGCACCCGCUUUGUGCCCCAGCAGACGAGCUUGGUGCAAGCCAGCCUGUUGGUGGCCAACCUACUGGCACACAUGAACUACUCCUUCUGGAUUGAGGCUGUCAACGGCGUGUCGGACCUGAGCCCGGAGCCCCGCCAGGCUGCUGUUGUCAACAUCACCACAAACCAGGCAGCCCCAUCCCAGGUGGUGGUGAUCCGGCAGGAGCGGGCAGGCCAGACCAGCGUGUCGCUGCUGUGGCAGGAGCCGGAGCAGCCCAAUGGCAUCAUCUUGGAGUACGAGAUCAAGUACUAUGAGAAGGACAAGGAAAUGCAGAGCUACUCCACGCUCAAGGCCGUCACUACCAGAGCCACCAUCUCCGGCCUCAAGCCGGGCACACGCUACGUGUUCCAGGUCCGAGCCCGCACCUCGGCAGGCUGCGGCCGCUUCAGCCAGGCCAUGGAGGUGGAGACUGGGAAACCCCGGCCCCGCUAUGACACCCGGACCAUCGUCUGGAUCUGCCUGACCCUCAUCACGGGCCUAGUGGUGCUUCUGCUCCUGCUCAUCUGUAAGAAGAGACACUGUGGCUACAGCAAGGCCUUCCAGGACUCGGAUGAGGAAAAGAUGCAUUAUCAGAAUGGGCAGGCACCCCCUCCUGUUUUCCUGCCCCUGCACCACCCCCCGGGAAAGCUCCCAGAACCCCAGGUCUGUGCAGAACCCCACAACUAUGAGGAACCGGGCCGGGCAGGCCGCAGUUUCACCCGAGAGAUUGAGGCCUCCAGGAUCCACAUCGAGAAAAUCAUUGGCUCUGGAGAAUCUGGGGAAGUCUGCUAUGGGCGGCUGCGGGUGCCGGGGCAGCGGGAUGUGCCUGUGGCCAUCAAGGCCCUCAAGGCAGGCUACACGGAGAGACAGCGGCGGGACUUCCUGAGCGAGGCAUCCAUCAUGGGUCAGUUCGACCACCCUAAUAUCAUCCGCCUUGAGGGUGUCGUCACCCGUGGCCGCCUGGCCAUGAUCGUGACCGAGUAUAUGGAGAACGGCUCUCUGGAUGCCUUCCUGAGGACCCACGAUGGGCAGUUCACCAUCAUGCAGCUGGUGGGCAUGCUCAGGGGAGUGGGCGCCGGCAUGCGCUACCUCUCAGACCUGGGCUAUGUCCACCGCGACCUGGCUGCCCGGAACGUCCUGGUGGACAGCAACCUGGUCUGCAAAGUGUCUGACUUCGGGCUCUCACGGGUGCUGGAGGACGACCCCGAUGCUGCCUACACCACCACGGGAGGGAAGAUCCCCAUCCGCUGGACAGCCCCUGAGGCUAUUGCCUUCCGUACCUUCUCCUCGGCCAGCGAUGUGUGGAGUUUUGGCGUGGUUAUGUGGGAAGUGCUGGCCUACGGGGAGCGGCCCUACUGGAACAUGACCAACAGAGAUGUCAUCAGCUCUGUAGAGGAGGGGUACCGCCUGCCUGCACCCAUGGGCUGCCCCCGCGCCCUGCACCAGCUCAUGCUCGACUGCUGGCACAAGGACCGGGCCCAGCGGCCUCGCUUCUCCCAAAUCAUCAGUGUCCUUGAUGCACUGAUCCGCAGCCCUGAGAGUCUCAGGGCCACCGCCACUGUCAGCAGGUGCCCACCCCCUGCUUUCGCCCGGAGCUGCUUUGACCUCCGAGGGGGCAGUGGCGGGGGCCUCACCGUGGGGGACUGGCUGGACUCCAUCCGCAUGGGCCGGUACCGAGACCACUUCGCUGCCGGUGGUUACUCCUCUCUGGGCAUGGUGCUGCGUAUGAAUGCCCAGGACGUGAGGGCCCUGGGCAUCACCCUCAUGGGUCACCAGAAGAAGAUCCUGGGCAGCAUCCAGACCAUGCGGGCCCAGCUGACCAGCACCCAGGGACCCCGCCGGCACCUCUGA
Otolemur garnettii (small-eared galago) is the source of this 2931-nucleotide messenger RNA. RefSeq names its product EPH receptor A8 (gene EPHA8). Bases 1 to 2931 code for a protein of 976 amino acids. NCBI's taxonomy places the organism in Eukaryota, Metazoa, Chordata, Mammalia, Primates, Galagidae. Gene Ontology annotation, molecular function: transmembrane-ephrin receptor activity; protein binding; ATP binding. Gene Ontology annotation, cellular component: neuron projection; plasma membrane. The transcript is spliced from 17 exons. Gene Ontology annotation, biological process: protein phosphorylation; axon guidance; cell surface receptor protein tyrosine kinase signaling pathway. The record is from RefSeq and is a predicted model, not a curated record.